AUGAUGCAAUCAGGGUAUAAUAUUAAUGAUUUGUUUCAAGAAGCUCAAACCCGUUGGCUGAAGCCUGCGGAAGUGCUCUACAUAUUACAGAACCAUGAAAAGUUCAAGCUCGCCCCAGAGCCCCCUCAACAGCCUAGUAGUGGAUCUUUGUUUCUAUUUAACAAGAGGGUCCUUCGGUUCUUCCGUAGAGACGGGCACCAUUGGCGUAAAAAGAAGGAUGGAAGAACGUUGGUGAAGCACAUGAACGACUUAAGGUCGGAAAUGCUGAAACUUUAA
Prunus armeniaca (apricot) is the source of this 276-nucleotide messenger RNA. NCBI's taxonomy places the organism in Eukaryota, Viridiplantae, Streptophyta, Magnoliopsida, Rosales, Rosaceae. The record is from the annotation of a GenBank genome assembly.